Zychaea mexicana is the source of this 3025-nucleotide messenger RNA. RefSeq names its product actin interacting protein 3-domain-containing protein. The record is from RefSeq and is a predicted model, not a curated record. Bases 117 to 2888 code for a protein of 923 amino acids. Gene Ontology annotation, biological process: establishment of cell polarity. The transcript has 5 exons. Gene Ontology annotation, cellular component: cell tip; cytoplasm. NCBI's taxonomy places the organism in Eukaryota, Fungi, Mucoromycota, Mucoromycetes, Mucorales, Lichtheimiaceae. Gene Ontology annotation, molecular function: cytoskeletal regulatory protein binding.
UUGCACUUGGCCCCUUCACCUCUCUCUCUUACUCUCCUCUCUCUCUCUCCCUUUCAAGGCUCAGCCCUUUCCCCCUUCCAAUAUAGCUAUUUUAGACAACAAUAACACUAUAAGUAAUGGACUAUAGUUCAGGCCCAUAUGAUGGCCAUUACUCUAGCAAUCCACGAAGACCAGAUAUGAUUCACCGAGGAAGCAGCAGUAGUAGAUCUGGCGAGAUUGAACAGGUCGUUACCAAACUUUUACGAACAACAAAGGCGUUACUCGAAGCUUUGACCCAAUGGUCACAGCUACGUGCAAGUACGGCGGAAAUCCUCGAAUACCGCGAAACGCUAGAGAGGCAGUUUCAUUUAGUGUCACAAGCGUUUGAAGAAAAUGGCGUGCACAUGAGUGAUUUGAUUUGGAUUCCUCAUCAGCUCAAAGAAACUGUGUCAGCAGCAAUGGACGAAGAACCUUCUCAAGCCACGCUCGACCACCACUUGCCAAAAAUCCGAGACGUUAUUGUGCACUUGCUGCAUGGUUUAAAAGGAAAACAACACUCGCUUCGUGAACGGGAUGCUCAACAGCAGCAACAGCAGCAACAGCAGCAACAGCAACAGCAACGUGAAUGGUCUACAGCUCGUGAUUCCUAUCGAUCCACAGAUUCCUAUCGAUCCACAGACUCUUGGCGCCGAGAAGUACCACAAGCAGCAUUGAAUAGAGGCAUGCAAUCGCCGCCACGAGGACCCAUUUAUCCACCCGAUCGAUCACCACCGCCGCCUGGUCACUCUCGCUUGACAACAUCCGACUAUGAUCCUCGCUCAGGCAUGCCUCGACCCUCUGUCUCAUCCGAAAACUCUCCUCGCUACGCUCCUCGCCCUUACUCACCCAUACCGCCACGCAUGCCAUCCCCGUCUCGAUCGACAUCAUCCACUGGCGACACUAACACGAACCGACCGCCAUCCUCUUCGUCAACUGCACGCAGCGCCAGUGGUUAUUAUUCACCAACACCUUCAUCUGCAAGUAUUGUUGCUAAUAAUAAUGCUGCUGCUCCACCCCCUCCUCCCCCUCCACCACCUCCACCUGUUGAGCAACAGCAGUUACAACCACCUAAACCAAGAUCCGAUUUCGAUGAAAAUGAUCCCGGAACAGCCAGUGCACUUGCUGCAUUAAAACGACAAGAGAAUCUUGCUCGACGUUCCUCUGUACGUCGAGCAUCCAUGUUUCGAGCGAACGGUGCUGUUAGUGACUAUCAUCCAACCAAACGACCUGGGAAUGACCUGGCACCACCUGUGCCUUCGCUUCCUUUACGUCGGUCUGUUGAAGGCAUGAGCAAAUUGGGAACAGUGACCGAAACACAGGCAAUCACAGCAGAACCAGAAACUGUUAAAGAGGAUGGACAAGGCGAAGAUUUGGAUCAAACUGGAUUGACAUUGUUUUUACAAAUCGGCAAGCAAGUGAAAAAGGUGUACUAUACUGGCGAGAUUAGUAUCCCCGCAUUGCGUAUGCUGUUUAUCGAACGAUUCAAUUAUUCGUCUGGAUUGAACGAUUUUCCAAACAUCUAUAUUCGUGAUACCUCCCUCAACGUGUCUUACGAGCUGGAAAAUCUCGAAGAAGUGGCGAAUAAAACGGUGUUGUCGCUCAACGUGAAUGAAGAAGAAGCGACGCAAAAGCAAUGGAUGGAUAAGGUGACCGAGUCAGUUGAAAAAGAAAUGAGCGAAAUUCGACAGCUUUUUGUUGAGCAUGUGGAUGAGCUCAAGAUACAGGUCGCAGAAACCCAAAAAUCAGUACAGCAACAGCAACAGCAACAAACCAUCCCUCCCCCACCGCCACCGCCACCAACAGAUGCAGAAGCAGCACCAGAAGCAGAAGCAGAAGCACCUGCACCCAAACCGGCAGCUGAAGCACCCUCACCAUCUUCAUCACCAUCACCAGAUCAGCAGCAGUCGGAUGGAUCCACACAGAUACCUACAGCACAACUGCAGGCACAGCUGCGGGAAAUCGAGACACUACGCCGCGACAUGGCGGUACUUCGACAAAUCCAAAGCGAGAUGCGGCAAGGCACGGAUGAGAUUGUAGAAGAAAUGAAGGAAAAGGCACAACAAAUCCGAGAGCGCGAAGAACAAGACAAGGACAAGCAGAGUGCACGGUCGGCUGCUCGUCUUUUUAUCGAAGAAGGCAAAGAAAAACUGUUGUCAAACUCGGACAAGAUUACUGGCCGGCUGGAGGAUCUGCAGGAUACUGUGGAUCAGCUGAAACUGGAUGUGACGCAGCGCAAGUGCCGCCCAUCUGAAGCACAGAUGACGCAUUGCAGCAAGGAGCGUGAGGAGAUUGCCCAAGCGAUCGAAGAGUUUGGUGCCUACAUUGUCAGUGUCAAGCCUCGCUGGAAGAAGACGUGGGAGCAAGAGCUGCAGACAAUUGUCAAGGAGCAGCAAAUGCUAAAGGAACAGGAGGGUCUGCUGUUGGACAUGCGCGACGAUUUGACAGCGCUUGUGGAAGUCUACGAGCAGCUCGAAAAGAUCUAUGCGUACCAAGCCAAGGCCAAACCCGUGGUUCGCGAGUUCCAUGUUGCGCCUGCUGAAGAAGGGUUUGAAGGCAUGAACAGUGUGCUUAAGCAAGUCGCCACAAUUGAUGUUGACCAUGACCGACGUUUACGCGCCAUGGAACAAGCAGAAAAGAUGCGACAACGCGAGCUGGAUAAUCGUAUUGACGAGUUUGAACAAGAGCUGUCUACGUUUGUGGGUGCCAAGAAGCUCAAAAAGACCGGUGGUGCGGAAGAAGCAGAACGACUUCGGAAACAAAAGGAUGCCGAUAUUAUCAAGCAGCUCUACAUGGAACGGAAACAGAAGGAAAAACAGAAUGAAAUACAGAAUGAACAAGAGGAGGAUAGGCCAGAUGAAGAUAGUAACUAGUUCAUCACCACCUGAUUUUCCCCUCCCUUUUAACUUAUAUAAAGUUAUGUACAAAUUGUUACUAAACACAUGAACUUGUGGAUGGUCUUCUUGUCAACCACAGUAUGCAUCUAUAUUUAAUGUUUAAUUCUACAGUG